Molecule: messenger RNA, 5798 nt
Organism: Xyrichtys novacula (pearly razorfish)
Lineage: Eukaryota; Metazoa; Chordata; Actinopteri; Labriformes; Labridae
Source: the annotation of a GenBank genome assembly
GAUUUUUUUGUGAAAGAUAACAGAUUUCUGCUGUAUCUGGUUUCUACCCUUCCCACCUGACUCUCACCUGUCCACCUGCCGUCAGUCAGGACCCCGGCUCAGGUUUAGACUGCAGAGGAACCGGGCAAACCUAAACGAGGCGGAGUUAAAGAAAAAACAAGGAAUUUCCUGGUGAGCUACGACAGCACAGGAAGGUAAAGUUUGCUCCGGUUAAAUGUCAAUAUUUGAGUUUUUUAGGGCACAACCAGCGAGGCUAACUCAUCAAAGUUCAGCUGAAGCUCUGAACUACAUCAGGGUUAACUUUAGUCUGCGGCCGUUACAUCAGGGUUUAACUUUGGGCUAACGUUAGCAUGUUAACCUGUAGACAGUUUACUCUCGAGCUAGAGUUAAAACGUCUUCACACUGUGUUGAUGGUUACUCUCAUGUUCUUAUUGAGUAUUUCACAUAUAACCUUAUUCCAUAUAAAAGCCUGCUUUCUUCAUCACAUAGUGUCUGAAAGUUGCGGCUAGCUGUAACGUUAGCUGAGUGUUAUUAGGGAGUCCUGUGAGAGGAAGCGCGUGUUUGGUCAUUCAGAGCAGCUCAGUCGGGCGGGGUCUUUUCCCUGAUUCAGUUGUGAUGCUUUCUUUAUUCUUUCUUUAAAAGCAUAUUUAAGUUCAAACAUGUAUUUAAAAAGGCAGAUUCUAGUGUUUUACACCACUAGUAUCAAAUAAGUUUAAUUAAAGAUAUACUUUGAUUGAAAAAUCUCGAGCAAUUUCAUGUCAACAUGUUUUUGUUUUGCAAUUGUUAAAGAACAAAAUUUUAAUAUUGAUUACAAAUGCAAAACAAAGUCGCUAAAAUUAAGCAAAAAUUUCAUCCAGUAAUUAUGUUAUUAGGAUAUUUACGUUUUUUGACAGACUUAAUUGCAACCAAAUGUAAUAUCCUCCUGAGAUCCAAAGAAAAAAGUGUCUUUCAAUGUAAUUUUUUUGUGAUUUCCAGGCUCUUUAAAGCUAAAACUACAACUUACAAUUUAGAUUUUUAUAAAUAUAUUUUUAUUUAGAUUGUAGUGGACAACAGAACAAAUUUACUGCAAAACAACAGUGAUACUAUAACAUCAAAAUAGGAUCGCAUCAAAACAAGAAUAUAAGUGCAGAAACACAUCAAAAGAUAAGUUCAUUUACUUGCAUUGCACAGCACGGUUUUAUAAUCUUCAAGUGCAGCUCAAGAAGUUUGUAUGCCCCCCAAAAAAGAUCUUUUUUUUCCACUACUUACUUCAAAAAUGUAAACUACCAUAUAUUCCAGAUUAAUCACACACAAAGUGAAUGGUUCAUAAUCUAGAGAUGUUGAACCUCUGGAAAAGUUUGUUCAUUUGUGCUCCUUUUGCACAAAUUAAUGCAUUAAUGUGAUAUAGCAUUGAGGAGAUCAGUCUCUGGCUCUGCUGGGUGAUAUAGAAGCUGAGGUUGCUUUUAUAGCUCCUUCAGCUCUUCUAUUGUGGUAUCUAUUGUAUCUCAUCUUUCUCUUGAUUAGACCCCAGAGAUCCUCAACGAGGUUCAGGUGAGACCAGUUGGCUGGUCAAUCAAACACUGUAAUAUCAUGAUCAACCAACCAGUUUUCUGAUCGCUGAGGUCAGGAACAAGGCCCUGCCGGAAAAGGAGAUCUAUAUGUGUCUCUUUUUAAAUAUAAUUGUAGGAAAAAUUGAACUCCUUUAUCUUUGCAGACUGUUCAGUGUUUACUUCUUCCGCCUUUUUGCUGGUGUUACUUUUGAGAACCAGGGCAUCCAGAAACACAAAGGUUGUAAAAGCAUUUGUUUUAAACCUUAUUAAAACCUGCACUUUUCUCCCGCCUGUGUUCCAGAUGAACGUGGGCGUAGCUCACAGCGAGGUGAACCCCAACACAAGGGUGAUGAACAGCAGAGGAAUAUGGCUCACCUACCUGCUGCUGACAGUCGUGCUGCACAUCGUCCUGCUCAGCAUUCCUUUCUUCACCGUGCCGCUCGUCUGGACACUCACCAAUGUUAUCCACAACCUGGUCAGUUAGAGCUGUCCUCUCGAGUUAAAAAUCAGAAAUAUGUCAGUAUGCUUUCACAUUUGUAAUUUAAAUGUAAAACCUGUUCUUCCCUGUCAGAAUUGGGUUAAUAUUACCAUUUCUAGUCAAGGGAAGUUUUGAGUAUAUCUUUUUCAUAGUCAGAUUAGUAACAGGAAAGAAAUCUAUCUUUCUGUUGCUAAUCAUAACUCUGUGUUUAUCAUGGUCUUGUGCAGGUGAUGUACCUGUUUCUACACACCGUGAAGGGCACUCCCUUUGAGACACCAGACCAAGGCAAAGCUCGUCUGCUCACACACUGGGAACAGAUGGACUACGGUGUCCAGUUCACAUCUUCACGCAAGUUCCUCACCAUCUCACCAAUUGUUCUGUAAGUAUGUGGCUGCUUGUUUGGACAAGUUUCUGCCUCACCUGUCCAAGUGCAGGCCUACAAAAGCAAAGACCAUCAGGAAUAAGACUUAUUAUUUCGAUACUGUAGUUUUUCUUGGUUAGGUAGCAGCAGCUUCAGAACAAAACUGAUUCAUCUGCGUUGAUGCUACAUUUACACUUUUCUCAACUUCUCUGCAGGUAUAUUCUUGCCAGUUUCUACACAAAAUAUGAUCCAACACAUUUUCUAAUCAACACAAGCUCCCUCCUCAGUGUCCUCCUCCCAAAGUUACCUCAAUUCCACGGAGUACGGAUAUUUGGGAUCAACAAAUACUGAGAACUUUCUAUCACUGGAUUUUAACCACCGACACUGGACUUUUAUUUUCUGUUUCCGAUGAACUUAUUAUGUUUAGAGGUUUGGAAGAAGAGGACCUGUGGAGCCAUAUAGGGAAGGCUGCAGUUUGUGCUGCUUGUUGCAGCCUGAAAAAAAGUGAAUGCACUGCCGCUGUUUCAUAACAGUUCUUUUUUGCUUUACUGACAUUCCUGAUGCAUAUUUGUCACAGCUUCAAAAUGCAGUGUUUUUCAUUAUUUUCUGCAUCUUUUGUCUCUUAUUCCUGUUACAAACUGCACUGGCUGCAGGUCUGUGAAACUGUCUGUUUGUUGCCAUAAAUGUGAAUGAAUUCAUUUGGAAUCAAUUGUGGCAGCUUGUUUUCUAUUCCUGUACGAGCUCUUCUCUUCUCUUUCGGUUUACUACAACAGCUUUGCAUGCAGUGUGCAUUUACACACCUACACGGAUCAAUGCAGUCUUUGUUUUGCUAUGAUACACAUUAUUUCAUGUUAUUCACUGUUUGCUGUAAAAGCUGGAUUUCUCUCCAUGCUUAUAAAAUGAGCUUUUAGGAGCAACAUGCAAAUAAGUGGUUUUCUGAUCUUUAUUGUACAAACUACUAAAUCCCUUUAGUGCUCAGGUUUAUGAGAUUUGUUUGAUCAAAUGUGGGCCAGGUUGUAAGCUGUGGGGAACUCCAGACUUUACAUGAAGCUUGUUUGGGGUGGGGUAUCACUGUUUGUAGUAUGGUCAGAUAUCAAAGGGAAUCCCCCCUCUCUAUGAGGGCUAUGAUCCGGUUUGCAUGGCAGAGAGGUUUCCCUGUUAGUAUAGCCUGUUUGAGGGAAAUGCAGCCGCAGGUUAUGUGAGCCUGGGAAACAUGCAAAUACUGUUUCGUUUUACUGACGUUUGAUGCAUACAGUACAGUCAUUUGUUUGGGGUGUUCCCUGGUUCAAAGCCUGUUCAUGAAGUCACAUUAAUGUAAAGAAGUUUGCAGGGUAGCUGAGCUAAAUGUCAUCAGAUACGGCUUUUUAAAAGUAGAGAGUGGGAGGGAACCCAUGAGUAAAGGACUCUUUCUCUGUGUGAUAUCCUGAAAAGCACCUGAUGUAAGAUAACACUCUCUCACCUUAACAGCAAAUUUGGUCAGAAGCUGCAGUUUUUUCCCAGUUCUGCUUUUGAUAUGUGACCUCAGUAAAAUUCAAAGAAAGCAGGGGAUGGUCAUGAUUUAUGAAUAUUGUACUUUGUAUUACACAAGAUGCAAAAAUUUAACUUCAUUUUAAUUUAUACCUAAUGAAAAUCAGAAAUCCAGUAUUUCAAAUUAUGAUAUCUACUAGGACCAUAUCUACAUAUCUAACUACUCCUUACUAUUUCAAUUUAAUACUCUCUUAAAGGGAUAUGUCAGCGUAAAAUUAAUUUAGGGUCAAACACACCGUAACACCGAGUUAGACACCCCCCCCAAGAGAUGAAUGUUGCCAACCACUUGGUUCUCUAGUUAUACCAACUUUAGUAACGACCGCAUGAUAGCAAUACACAGCAGUCUGAGGAGCCAUAAACAAACGUCAACUAAAAUGCCACUCUAUAGCCACAAAUAAUGCUCAGAACAGCACCUAACUUCAUCAACAGUAAUGAGACUAAACACUUGCCACUUGUUUGUAGCGAGAACUCGGGCCAGUCCAUAACGGACGACAGCGAGGUGACGCAGCCAAAGGAAGAACAUUUAUGAUCAUUUCUUCAUGGGGACUGCAAUCAGACCAAGCUGCUAAGGCAGAAGAACUACCACAUCUGCAGUGCAAAAUGAUUAAUAUGGUGAUUAUUACUUCAAGGAAAUGAUAAAGAAAUGAUCAUAAAUGUUCUUCCUUGAGCUGCGUGACCCGGCUGUAGCCCGUUAUAGAUUUGGCCCGAAGUCUCGCUACAAACAAGCGACUGCUGGAAGAGAGUAGGUGAGUUGUGUUUAGUCUCUUUGCUUAAGAAAUUAGGCAAAGUUAAGAGGAUGUUUGGUGGCUGGGACCCUAUAUGUACAUGUACCUAUAUGUAGGUUUGUUUAUGGCUCCUCAGACCGCUGUGUAUUGCCAUUGUGCGGUCAUUACUGUAGUUGGUAUAACUAGAGAAACAAGUGGUCAGCAACAUUCAUCUCUCGAGGGGGUGUUUUGACUCCAAAUUAAUUUUACGCCGGAAUAUCCCUUUAGGGCUCCUUUACAACAGCUCACUGCAGUAAAGCAGCCAGGCUUAGAGACAGUCAGCCCAUGGUACUGCUGAUGUGUUACUGAAGCCCAGUUUGCGCUGAUCUUGGCCUUCAGUUUGUCUCAUUUCAGGUUUGAUGUUUUCAUCUUCCCUUUGACAAUACAUCAUCAGUUCAUCAUGGAGUGAAGGUCGGACAAGUUGGCUGGCCAUUCCAGCACAGUAAUUCUAAUUUGGCAGUUGUCUUGACGCUGUGGUCAGGUGCUAAGUUCUGCAGGAAGGAACCAGCGUCUCCAGCCAUAACACACCAUCCAUUUGAUUUAAAGUGACGGAAGGACUCAGAGUGAAGCGUUCGUAAAACCAGUCAUCCAUACAACAUGACAGCUCGUGCACCAGAAACCAAAACCACAGAUUAACAUGAUUAAUCAUUUGAGUUUCAACAUCAAAACAAAAAACAAAAGAUGGUACUGAUAAAGCCCACUAUGAAUGACUCACUCCCUAGUAUGCAAAUUUAGCAUUGUGCUGUGGCAGUUACAGUGAAAUGCAGCCCCCUGACAAUUGCGGGACAAAUUUUAUUAGCUGUUCCUUAAGUGGAAACUCCGCAUAUUCAUGUCCAUCUUUUCAGCAUUGUAGUGGUCUGUAACACGACCACUCUUUUCAUCAUAUCUCAUGUUGUUUUCUCAUGACUUUUAGGACAAGCCUUUCAGAUCACCCUGUAGUCCCACCUGGGUGUUAUUUCAACACACAUUGACCUUGAAUCUUUGAUCAUGUUAAGAGCCGACAUCCAACAUUUGUGUUAAAAGCAUAAACCACCUCUUUAAUGAAACAACUGUGAAACGAUAAUUCAAAAAUUUUUUAUUCAAAAUACUUUAGGACACUUUCUCUUUGUCAAGUGAAAUAAAAACAGUGAAAAAACAAA